AGGUGAAAACCAACUCAUAGGUAGUACUUUAGUCUAAAAAAGAGCAAGAGGAAAAGCACAGUUUUUCGUUAAAAAGGUUUCGUUUAAUGUGUACAGAAUACAACCACGUAAAUCACACAGUAAUGUUGAAUAUAAUGGUUCAAUUUGAACUAAAUGAAAUCACUUAUUCUAUUUUUAAUCGAAAAAAUGUUAGAUCUCACAAGUGCCAAUCACAAGGUUUGGUGGGAAGAUGGCCAGCUUCCAUUUGACCAUAUAACGUUCGUUCAAGUGAACCAUAGGGUCUACGAUUGUCGUCAUGGGGUAGAUAGGUAUUCAAGCCAAAAGAAGAAAAACAGAACGUCAAAUUCUAGCGACCACUCGUUUAAGAAGCACAGAAACAUGGUUCAAGGAACAAGAAAAUUGAACUGUUCAGCACAAGUUCACAUGAGAGAAUACAUCAGAUUUCCAGACUUUAGGAUUAAAGAGCAAACGGUUUGGCGACAAAAAUCGAUGUCGAAAAAACUUAGGGAAUGCUUACAAAAAGGUGGAAAUGCCAAUGGAGAAAGGUGGAUCCAUAUCCAGUUGCCUUGCCUAUCUGAGCACAAAACUCACCCUAUAGGAAGCGCUGGAGGUCUUUAUCAAGGAAUUGAUAAGAUGCUUGUUUCCAAGAUCCAAGAAUUGGUUGUUGCUGGGGCUUGCUCAGUUAAAGAAGUUAGGAGGCAUCUUAAAAUCUACGUGGAGCAAGACGUGUACAAAGCAACAAAGGCACCCGCUAAAACCAAUCGGAGAUUUUAUCCUUCCAAACAAACCAUACGCAGCCACAUUUACAAGGCAGUCAUCAAAGAACGAUUUUCAAAAUUUGACCGAAAAAUCUUCAAAAGAAAAUCGAAGACUGGAAACUGA
This is a messenger RNA of Xenia sp. Carnegie-2017, 882 nucleotides long. RefSeq lists its product as uncharacterized. The coding region runs from base 154 to 882 and encodes 242 amino acids. NCBI's taxonomy places the organism in Eukaryota, Metazoa, Cnidaria, Anthozoa, Malacalcyonacea, Xeniidae. The transcript is spliced from 4 exons. Gene Ontology annotation, molecular function: DNA-binding transcription factor activity. The record is from RefSeq and is a predicted model, not a curated record.